This is a messenger RNA of Puntigrus tetrazona (Sumatra barb), 2523 nucleotides long. RefSeq lists its product as uncharacterized. NCBI's taxonomy places the organism in Eukaryota, Metazoa, Chordata, Actinopteri, Cypriniformes, Cyprinidae. The record is from RefSeq and is a predicted model, not a curated record. The transcript has 3 exons. The coding region runs from base 1417 to 1692 and encodes 91 amino acids.
UUUCUCUUGAAUAUUGGUCACAAAUCUGUCCGAGUCUGUGUUAGUGAGCACUUCUCCUUUGUCGAGAUGAUUGCACAGGUGUGCCUUCAGCCCCGUUGGCGCGUCAAGCGACAAAAACUCACUGAAGUCUGGCCGCUGAAGUCGGUUACGAUGACGAACUGCAGUCCGGUCGAGACCCCGAUGGGGACGGUUUCCACAAACCUUGUCCGGGUGGCUGGUCUCUGACGGCCUCGGAGGUCCUGGGGCUGCGGCUGUCGGAUCUACUGUCAAAUUCUCUCGGAUGCCUUUGGAGACGGCUUAUGGUAGAGAGAGAUCAACAUUCAGUUCACAGGAAACAGCUCUGGCGGGCAGUCCUUUUGCAUGGGCCCUUUAAAACUCUCAGCAUCUGUGGCAUUGUGGCGCCUGAUAAAACUGAGCGUUUGAGAGGGGCCUUUUAUUGAGACCAGCCUAAUGAUCAUUAUCACACCUGUGAGGUGGAUGGAUCAUCUCGGCAAAAGGACAAGUGCUCACUAACACAGGUUUACACAGAUUUGGUAACAACAUUUGAGAGAAAUAGGCCUUUUGUGUACAUAGGAAAAGUAUUAGAUCUUUGAGUUCAGCUCACGAGAAACAAAAGUGUUGCGUUUAUAAUUUUUUUCAGUAUGUGUGUGGGUAUAGAUGAUAGAUAGAUAGAUAGAUAGAUAGAUAGAUAGAUAGAGAGAGAGAGAGAGAGAGAGAGAGAAGCAUCUAAAGCAUGUAAAUAUUAUGUCUACACUGAAAAAAAGUAUAAUUUUAACAGUAAAAACACUAGACAUUUAAUAUAAUUUUACAUUAACAUGCUGUCAGUUAUUUAGUUUUUAGAAGUAAACAGAACAAAUCGAUGUAUGAUUUACAGUCAAAAACUAAACUGAUACUGCUUGACACUUCACAUUUGAAAGCAUUUUGCUUAAAUAAUCAUGUUUUUAAAUGCUUUCGUUAUCGGUUGUGUGCAUUUGGACAUUAUGUUAGGUCUUUUGUUGUUUAAUGAAUGUUUAUUGCGCUAUUUAAGUGUUACCAUGUUUGAGCUUGGAGUCUUCUUCUGACUUUUUCUUUCACAUCCAUUAUUAAGGUCACUAUCAGAUACAAAAUAGUUUUUAAUAGCGGUGUGCACUGUAAAAAUGUGAUUGCAGUUUUUCUGUAUUUUUUAUUUAUUUUUAUUUUUUACAAAAUUAUUCUGUCAACCGCAGCUGCAGAAAUAGUUUUGUAAAAACUACAGUUUUUUUUUGUUUUGUUAGAUUCUCUUCUACAAGCCACGUUCACGUUCAGUUAACGAUCCCAUUAUUUAAGUUUAGUAAUGACGCACAUGUCAGGACGGAAGAAACCUCCCACUGCCUGUUUAAAAGUGUCUUCUUGCAGUGUGAAAAACGUCCUUCGGCAGUCAUCUUUUUGGUAAGAAACAUGAAGGCGUUCUGCGCUGCUUGCAUCCUGUCUCUUCUUACUCAAGGAAUGGCACUGAAGUGUAACCUGUGCGUUUCCAAAGGGAACGGGGUCGCGUGCGCUCCAUCGGUGCAGACGUGUCUUUCCCACAUGAUGGCCUGUGGAAACAUCACAUUUAGAGCCGUUUUGACGGCUCCACCUUCAAUCCGUUCCUGCAUAAGCAUGUCGGCCUGCUUGAGCUACCUGCUCGCUCCAGAAGUGACGGCCGCGUGCUGCAGGACUGACCUCUGCAACUAAACCAACGAACCCGAGUCACCGAAGACGUACGCUUUAGCCCAACUCUACCUUUCCGUAAUCGAACUACAACGACAACGAUUUGCAAACGAAAACGUUACAAACAGCAAUGGUGUGUAACUUUUAGCACGCUGCAAUAAAAGCGGUCAGGCAGUGUCUGUUGUGGUCACACAAAAUGUAUCACUUAAAAAAAUUUUUGGAGUUAAUAAUGAAUAGUAAACGACAUCUGGGGAUGGAAAGUCAGCGUGUGGCUAGAUUUAUUUUUGGCAGGAAGCAAAAAAAUAAUGCUGUGAGGAGAUACCAUGCCGAAACGCCGCCUUUUUUGGAAAUACCCGAAUAAAUAAAACUUUCAGUGGACAUAAACUCCAUUAAACAGUUUUGGAAGUUACGUGAUGUGCUUUACGACCACUGUAAAGGCAGCGAGUCUAACACAGGCGGCUUAAAAUGAACCGAAAUGAGGUCCACCCUGCCCGAAACGCGCGCGUCAGUCGCGACUCUUUUAAAUGACUCGUUUUAAACGAUUCUUUUUAAAUGACUCAGCAUCGUGUUUCGAGGUAGCGCUCUUUUUAGGUAAGACUUUUUCUUUGUCACUCACCAAAAAAAAGGAUAGCUACUGCAGCAUUUCUUCUUGCAUAGGUGUCACGUGUCGACUGAAAACUCGUUACAGUUCGAGGCUGAAGUGCCUCAAAUAGAUAGUUAUGCGUUUCAAAGAGUUUCAGACGGCGCCAUCUCCUGGACAACAGACAGAUAUAGACACGGGGCGGGAGUCGAGGCCAUCCCUUUUCGCUACUGAUCAUCAAAACAAAGCAUAAAAUAACGUAAUGGCAUGAUGAA